This is a messenger RNA of Malus domestica (apple), 2395 nucleotides long. Its product is annotated as protein PSK SIMULATOR 1-like. The record is from RefSeq and is a predicted model, not a curated record. Lineage: Eukaryota; Viridiplantae; Streptophyta; Magnoliopsida; Rosales; Rosaceae. Gene Ontology annotation, biological process: positive regulation of growth.
CCCAAGCCAUGUAGUAUCCUGUUUUUUCACCUCGAUUGGACCCAUUAUGACUUGUUUCGGAGUCUUUUCGCCUUGAGCUUUGUCUCCCUUCCGCGUGGCGCGGCUAUAUGUACGCAGGUGGUGCGUACGGUAAAAACCUACCCACUCCCUCCAACUCGGACCCCCAAACCCCGAAUCGCUCAAACCCUCCUCCUCCUCCCUCUGUUUCUGUAGCUCAAUCAUUUCUGUUUGGUUCUGCGCUUCAGAUUGAUGUCAAGCUUCCACCUUGUUCGAGCUAAACGGGACAGGAAAGAGAUCUACUGAGAUUUCUGUUUUGGGUUGGUUUGCACUUUGCAGUGUAUGUGCUUAAAUGGGGAGUGAGAUCGUGUCUGAGUCCUGGUUAGGUAGUUUGAGGUUCUCAUGGAGUCGUGUGGCGGAGGCUGACAAGCCGGUGAUUGGCGUUCUGGCUUUUGAAGUUGCUGGGUUGAUGUUAAAGGUGGUUGAUUUAUGGAAUAGUGUGAGUGAGAAUGAGAUGCUUAGGUUGAGGGAAGAGGUUGUUUACUCUAUUGGGGUCAGAAGGCUUGUGUCUGAUGACGACUAUUACUUGAUGGAAAUUGCACUGAAUGAGAUAAUUGAGAAUUUGGGAUAUCUGGCAGUGUCUGUUGUCAGGCUUGGGAAGAAGUGCACCGACCCUGUGUAUCACUGUUUUGAAGAAUUUUUUGAUGACCCUGUGGAGAAUGGUUUUCAGUGGCUUGGGUGGGAAUACAAGUGGAAGAAAAUGGAGAGGAAAGUGAAGAAAAUGAAGAGAUUUAUUGAAGCAACAAUGCAACUAUCCCAGGAGCUGGAAGUGCUGGCGGAGCUUGAGCAAACUCUGAGGAGAAUGCGCGCUAAUCCUGAUGUAAAUCGGGUAAAAUUGCUCGAGUUUCAACAGAAGGUAAUGUGGCGGCGUCAAGAAGUAAAAGGUUUACAAGAGAUGUCUCCAUGGAGUAGAACAUAUGAUUACACUGUCCGACUUUUGGCAAGAUCCCUUUUUACAAUGUUAGAUAGGAUAAAGUUUGUCUUUGGAUUUCAUCAAAUGGCUUUGGGAGAGGGAAUGGAUAGCUCUGAAGUUAUCAAUUCUGUUUGUCUUUCUCGCAGUCAUUCAUUUUCUGCUCUUAUGCACUCUUCUGUUCAUCCAUCUGAUGGUAAUCUAUGUGGGUCUGGACCUCUUGGGAGGUCGCUUGCAAAGACGAGGCUUAAUGCUCGCAAGAAUAGAACAAACAACCAGCGGCAAGCUCAUCACCAGUCAUCCAUCCAACAUGGAAGUUACUCCCAACUAAAACCCAAACGGUUUGCUCAUCUUGGUCCGUUUAAAGGAUGCAUGAUGGGUGGAAGUAAUUCUCCUGUUUUUGAGAGCUGCAAGCCUGAAAUGGGUGGUUCUAUGAGGUUGAGAAGUACGGGUAUCAAACAUUUUGAUAGCUUAAAGUACACACAUAUGGGAUCCCAAUCUUUCAGUCAUGGCAUCUAUUCUAAACUAUCCCUGUUCAAUUCAAAAUGUACACUACUGAAUGCUCCGCCAUCUACCCUUGGCGAUGCUGCUCUAGCGCUCCAUUACGCACAUGUGAUUGUUUUGAUUGAAAAGAUAGCUUCAUCACCUCACUUGAUCAGCCUUGACGAAAGAUCUAAUCUUUACAACAUGUUGACCACAACUAUAAGGACUGCUCUGAGAGCUAGACUGAAGUCAUAUGCCAAAACUACGGGAUCAUCUGUCUACAAUCCUGACCUUGCAGGAGAGUGGAAUCUGGCGAUGGAGCAGAUCUUGGAAUGGCUUGCUCCACUAGCCCAUAACAUGAUACGUUGGCAUUCUGACCGCAAAAUUAUGAAGCAGCAGGAAGUUUCCAAGACGAAUGUGCUUCUGGUCCAGACCCUCUACUUUGCAAGUCAGGCUAAAACUGAAGCUGCAAUUACAGAGCUUCUCAUAGGUCUGAACUACAUGUGCAUGGUUGACGAACUUAAUAGGAAGGCUUUGCGAGACGCUGGUGGCAGCCGACCAUACGAUGAUUAUAUGCUCAAACGGGAUGAAAUUUCUCAAGAAAUUCUGGAGACGGCAAUAGCGUUUUGAACUUGCAUUAUAAGAUGAUGUUCAAUCAAUGAAGUGAUUUAGAGAAGCAUGAGUUACAUGACAACACUUCGAAGAGGUAUUUCUAAGCGAUCGGAUAUCGAAUAACUCCACUCUUGAGAUGUUUAAGGCAUCAAAUUAACACGUUUGGCUUCUCUUUUUGUAUUUUGUUUUUCUUCGUGGAACUCAAAGAAUCUUUCAUUUGUUCAUAUGAUGGAUGAAUUGGGGGCCAACGGUCACUUUCUUGUAAAGCAUAUCUUGUAAUUCGAAACUCUGCGGCAUCACGGAAUGGUAUAUUUGCACUGCUCUUUUGACAUA